Molecule: messenger RNA, 2035 nt
Organism: Alternaria rosae
Lineage: Eukaryota; Fungi; Ascomycota; Dothideomycetes; Pleosporales; Pleosporaceae
Product: glycoside hydrolase superfamily
Exons: 3
Coding region: 461-1810 (449 amino acids)
Biological process (GO): sphingolipid metabolic process
Molecular function (GO): glucosylceramidase activity
Source: RefSeq, a predicted model, not a curated record
AUCAAGCCUUAUCUAUCUACAACACAAGCGCUACGCCACCUUUCCUAGAACGUUUAGAGAGCGCGACUAGUAACACCUGUCAUUUCUUCACAUCUAACUAGGCGUCUUCCACCCAUGCGCCGUGAGUACCUGCAACUGCGACGCGUCGACGGAAGAACCUCGUGUUGCAAAGAAGGCCGAAUAUGAGACAUCAUUUCCUAGUCCGUGCCAUCUCGGGCCUACUCUAGAUUGUUCUCUCGCAGUGCAUUAUACGAACGCGAGCAUGUUGCGAACGCGAGAUUCAUGGACCACUGUGGGGGGUGGUAUAUACAUAUCCCAUCCGUCGCCCCAAAUGGGUCACUAUCAACCCUUGGCUUCCAUUCUUUAAGCACUGGUCUGUUGCUUUAGUUCUCUUGAUUGACUUCAUUUCACCCCACACUUUACUCGCCGUAUCCAUUCUCGCCAAGACGAAACCGACAAGAUGUUGUCCAAGCUGGCUUUUUUUCUCGCUUCUUCCAAUGUCGCUUUCUCUGCACCGGGACUCGACCCCCGUCAGGCCGUAACUGUUGCUGUGGAUUCCAGCAAGACUUUCCAAACGAUUGACGGCUUCGGUAUCUCCGAAUUCUACGGCCGUGCUGGAAACAUCAAAUCGCUGGCAGCUGCUGCUCAGAAACAGACGCUCGACCUUCUGUUCGAUCCUACCACUGGCGCUGGCUUCAACAUCUUGCGCAACGGCAUCGGAUCUGGCCCGUCCAGCGGCUUCUCCAUCGAGCCCAACAGCCCUGGAUCACCCACCGGGACACCAAAGUACCAGUGGGAUGGCUCCGACAACAACCAGGUUUGGUUGACAAAGCAAGCGCAGGCCCGCGGCCUCAAGACCAUCUAUGCCGAUGCUUGGUCUGCUCCUGGGUUCAUGAAGACGAACGGUAAAGACUCAAACGGAGGAAGUCUUUGCGGUGUCGAUGGCACGUCCUGCGGAAACUGGACCCAAGCUUACGCCAACUACCUCACACAAUACGUCAAGUACUACAAGCAGGAAGGUAUUGAAGUGACCCACCUCGGCUUCUUGAACGAGCCUGACUACACCACCGCCUACUCUUCCAUGCGAUCAACGGGUCAGCAGGCCGCAGAUUUCAUCAAGGUUCUCGCUCCAACUGUCAAGGCUUCUGGUCUGAAGGUGAAGCUCACCUGCUGCGAUGCGACCGGUUACAACGCUCAGAAGGCCAUGCUUCCAGGACUCGCUGCAGUCGAUUCCCUGUACGACGUCGUCACCACCCACGGUUACAGCUCCGACCCAACAGCCCCCUUCGCUACUUCCAAGCAUAUGUGGAUGACUGAGACUGCCGAUCUCAGCGGCAAGUGGACAGCCAGCUACUACACCAACGGCGGAGCGGGCGAAGGUCAAACCUGGGCCAACAAGAUCUACACUGCGCUCGUUGACGCCAACUUCUCUGCAUACCUCUACUGGGAAGGCGCCGAGGACGCUGGAACCAACCCUACCAACUCCGUCCUCAUUGACAUCCACGGUGGAGUAGUUGCCCCUUCCAAGCGCUUCUGGGCUAUGGCACAGUGGAGCCGCUUCGUUAGGCCUGGUGCGGUUCGCAUCAGCGCAGGUGGCAGGACCAGCACGCUCAAGACAUCUGCUUUCAAGAACACUGAUGGCUCUGUCGCUGUACAGGUCUUGAACACUGGCGCCUCAGCAGCGACUGUCAGCAUUACUGGUGUCUCGGGCAAGGCAUCUGCGUUCAUCACCAACCAGAACCACGGGCUUGACGCGAUGACCGGAAACAGCGUGCCCGCGCAUUCCAUGGUUACUUUCCUUUACAAGUAGAUGUUGCCUCCGCGACAGCGUACACUUGUCAACUUCCGCCAGUGUGGAGUUGGAUUUACUUUUGUAAUACUUCAUUCUUCUCUUUCAAAUUGUAGAUAUUUCAGCUCAUUUCAAGCUUUUACAAAUCCAUCUGCGCCAUUCUUGCGGCUAGUCCAGUGCUGGUAAUGUUUUGUGGUGACUAAAAAUCUCCCUCAUCACCCAUAUCAGUGGCUGACCACGAACGAC